AUGGGUACACCACUUACAGAAACGGUUAUUAUUACUGGUGGAAAUGGGUUAUUGGGUUCAGAGAUUGCCGUCGAGAUCGCAAAGAAGCAACCUUUCGUCCAUCUAUCAUUGACAGCACGAGAUAUAAGGACCGACGACGUCCGCGAACUGAUGGGGAAGAUCCGCUUGGUCGGCCCGAGGUCGAUCGAGGUCCUUGCUCUUGAUCUGACCGAUCUGAAAUCCGUGGCGUCUUUCGCCAAAACUACAGUCGAUCGUGUUCGCUACAGAGAGAUUCCGCCUGUGACUAGUCUGAUUCACUCUGCUGUCGCUACAUCUUACGUUAUUGAUGACCUCACAUCAGACGGCUACGACCCUGUGUAUCAGACCAAUUGUCUAUCUCCAUUUUUAUUGACCAUUGGACUGCUCGAGGCGUUCCGGGCUGGAGAUGGUACACCGAAAGGCGGAGCUAAAGUGAUCAACAUUGGCUGUUCUGCGAUAUCUUCGGGCAGAUUGGAUUACUUUGAUCGCGACAAUGGAAGAAAUGGAAGACGACCGGGAACUGCGCUGAGCGCAAAGGAAGAGAAUAUUCGUUUUGGAAGCAGCAAGUUAAUGGCGAGUGUCGCAUUAUAUGCAUUGAGGCGGAGCUUGAUCUGGACCGGUAAUAUAUCGAUUGACGUCUUCACCUUGGAUCCAGGUGGCAUAACUGGACCGAGUAAUCUACGAACCGGGGCGCCUAUGUCAGUCAGAGUCGCACACCAGACUCGGUCCGGGCUUCGGCCAUUCCUACGCAUGGUAUCCCGAAGCUCCAUGAACAAAGUCAGUGUUCCAGCCAAGGCAAUCACCAGAGUUGCAUUCCACGUCGACGCGGUGGAGAAUUGGCAAAAGGAACGGUACUUUAUUCUCGACUCCGAUUACGAAGCCGCAUCCGUCCUGCCCAGCUUGCGUGAUGAGAGACAAGUGAACAAGCUAUUACUGCAGAUGAUGCAAAUGAUUGAUGUGGAAACAAAGGAUUCUCCUCCUGUUCGACCUCAAUUGAUGAUGAACCGACACGUUCUUGAAAAAGGCUACUCUGCCUACCCCAGGGGAUCUGCAUUUUCAAUCUCACCCAACAGGUAUGCCGACUCCGAGUUAAUCGCCUCGCUUUUCAUCUUCCGAACUCGCAGCCCUGUCGUCAUGAUCGUGAAGCUUGAAAUCAAGACUGACAAGUAUACCGCCCCAGGUUCCAGCCUCCGCCUCUGCCUCCUUGGCGCGGUGUCGCUAGUGGUGUUCCUCUUGAUUUUCCCAUCCUGGCGCGCCGCCAUCCUUCCCAGCAUCUCGCUCGGCCUUCUCUCAUACCCCGGAGAUCUACACCUACAAACGGUUCGGUAUUAUGAUUUAUCAGAAGUCCAAGGGACGGAGAAAGGUUGGGAACGCGGAGAGCGUGUACUGAUGUGCACACCCCUCCGAGAUGCCUCAUCGCACCUCCCGAUGUUCUUCUCACACCUUCGAAACCUCACAUACCCGCACCACCUAAUUGAUCUGGCAUUUCUGGUAUCUGAUUCUCGGGAUGACACACUAAAUAUGCUGUCGCACAUGUUGGAGGAGAUACAAAAUGACCCGGACCCGAAAAUGCCCUUUGGGGAGAUCUCCGUGAUUCAGAAGGACUUUGGACAGAAAGUCCAACAGGACGUGGAAAGUCGACAUGGAUUCGAGGCGCAGGCGAGCCGACGUAAGCUGAUGGCACAAGCGAGGAAUUGGCUGCUGAGCGCGACGCUGCGCCCAACCCACAGCUGGGUUUACUGGAGAGAUGCGGACGUGGAGACUGCUCCGUUCACAAUCAUUGAGGAUCUAAUGCGACACAACAAGGAUGUCACAGUCCCGAAUGUUUGGCGUCCGCUUCCAGACUGGCUUGGCGGAGAGCAACCUUAUGAUCUGAACUCCUGGCAAGAAUCUGAGACUGCAUUGGCGCUUGCGGAUACUUUGGACGAGGAUGCUGUCAUCGUGGAAGGGUAUGCCGAGUACGCCACAUGGAGACCUCACCUUGCUUACCUCCGCGAUCCCUACGGCGAUCCAGACAUGGAGAUGGAGCUGGACGGGAUCGGAGGUGUUAGUAUCCUUGCGAAAGCCCGGGUUUUCCGUGCUGGUGUGCACUUCCCAGCCUUCAGUUUCGAGAAACAUGCCGAGACGGAAGGGUUUGGCAAGAUGGCUAAACGGAUGAAGUUCUCGGUGGUUGGACUACCACAUUACACUAUUUGGCAUCUAUACGAGCCCAGUGUCGAUGACCUUCGACAUAUGGAACAGAUGGAGGUGGAGCGACUGGCUCGCGAAAAGGAAGAACAAGAGCGAGCCGAGCAAAAGGACAACGUCCAGUCCAAGCCCCUGGGUACAGAUCAAGAUGUGGAUGGCGCAGAAGGACACGGUUCUACUGAAGACCUGGCUGGCCAGCCCGUGAAAGCCGUUGAUUCUACUCAGGGUCACUUGAAAGCCCAAGCUGAGACAGUCGACCAAGCCGAGAAAGUCGAAGUAGUUGAGAAAGCCAAACUAUGA
Messenger RNA from Penicillium griseofulvum, 2505 nucleotides. RefSeq names its product Anp1. The record is from RefSeq and is a predicted model, not a curated record. Gene Ontology annotation, biological process: protein N-linked glycosylation; cell wall mannoprotein biosynthetic process. Gene Ontology annotation, molecular function: alpha-1,6-mannosyltransferase activity. Bases 1 to 2505 code for a protein of 834 amino acids. Gene Ontology annotation, cellular component: mannan polymerase complex. The transcript is spliced from 6 exons. Lineage: Eukaryota; Fungi; Ascomycota; Eurotiomycetes; Eurotiales; Aspergillaceae.